This is a messenger RNA of Plasmodium vivax (malaria parasite P. vivax), 3198 nucleotides long. RefSeq lists its product as hypothetical. Lineage: Eukaryota; Apicomplexa; Aconoidasida; Haemosporida; Plasmodiidae. The coding region runs from base 1 to 3198 and encodes 1065 amino acids. The transcript has 2 exons. The record is from RefSeq and is a predicted model, not a curated record. Gene Ontology annotation, molecular function: translation initiation factor activity; translation initiation factor binding; guanyl-nucleotide exchange factor activity. Gene Ontology annotation, cellular component: eukaryotic translation initiation factor 2B complex.
AUGAAGAAGGAAGUAGAUUUUAACCUCCUCUACGACGAGGAAAAGAAAAACCUGGUGGGGUUGCUAAUCGAAAACAAUUUUGACGAAAUAUACGAGCCGCUAACCACAGAAAGUCUCAGAUUUUUUGUACCCCUCAACGGGGCGUGCCUAAUCGACUAUCAAUUGCACUUCUUCAAACAAAAUAAUAUUAAAAAGAUUUACGUAGUGGUGACUCACCACGAGAAGGAGUUGCAGCAUUACAUUGAGAAGUUUCAGAAGAGCAAAAAAAGGUACAACGAUUUAGACAUUGAAAUUAUUAAAUUGAGCAAAAAGGUAAAAACCUUAGGUGACGCAUUACGCGAUUUUAAAAAGUGUGUAGAGAUUUAUCAAGACAUAUUAUUGCUCCUGUCCGAUACAAUUCCCAUUGCAAAUAUAAAAGAAAUUAUAAAAGCACAUUUUGUAAAUAAGGAAAAAUGUAAAAAUCAAAUUAUGACUCUUAUCCUGUCCCACUGUAGUGAUGAAAAUAAAUCCCACAAUGACGAUUUUGUCAUUGCGUACGAUAAUUUCUCCUUCAAGCUUCUCCUAUUUGAACCCCUAAAAAAUAAAAAUUAUUUAAUUUUGACAAGCGAAAUAUUUGAUGAGGUAAAGCCUAAGGAUGGUAAGAAGGGGGCAGCCACCUCUGGAGUGAGUGGAGGGGGAAAGAAGGAUCAAAAGGCCUCUCUCUGCAAAGUAGGAGAAGAAAAUAAAGAAUACCAUACGCCAACCAUCAAUUUUAGCACCUCCACCAACUCAAUUAUCAUCUCGUAUGACCUCGUAAUGCCAAACAUUUUUAUCAUCACCCCGCAAGUGUUCAAAUUGUUCGAAGAAAAUUUUGACUACCAGUGUAUGAGAAAGGAUUUUAUUUAUAACAUCCUGAAGCAGGAAAUUAAAAUAGAAGAAAUUUAUGUGCAUUCUUUGAACAACGAUUAUAACUACACAGAAUGUAACCAAAUAAUUACAACCUUGACAGAUUUCCGGAUUUAUUUUAAAUUUUUUAAAACAUUAAUUGAGAGAAAUGUCCACCCCUUUUUGGCUAACUCUUCUCACCUGUUGCCUGACCUUCCCAAAUUUAUUUUUUGCGAACCUGGAUUGUAUAAAGCCAAAAAUGCCAUCAUUGAUGAUUCCUGUAAGUUGCUAAAAAUCGUCUUGGUGGAAAAUUACGCAGAAAUUUCUGAAAAGACAUUUAUUGAAAAUUCCGUUAUUUGUAAAAAUUGCAAAAUUGGAAAAAAUGUAAAAAUUGUGAAUAGCAUUAUUGGGAAAAAUUCUAUCGUAAAGGAUAACGUGACGAUUAUCAGCUCCUUUAUCAGCGAGAAUAAUGUCAUUAACGAGGGUGCAUACAUUGACGAAUGCUGCGUUUUGGGGAAAAAUAUGAACAUCCCCGCGGACACGAAAAUAGGGAAGUAUACCAGAUUAAGCGCUUUUAAACACCUAAAGGGGCAGUUGAAGGGGCACCGGAGGAGCAAAGAGCAGGACGAUCACUCCGCCGAGGAAAGGGAGAAGAAGGACUGUUCCGCGGAUGCAAGCGGCGGAGAGGCACACACUAUGCAGUUUGAGCAGGAGUCCGUCACCAAGGAGAAUGCGGAAAGCGCGCUCAAUGAGAGUACGCACAAGGGGGGUGAAGAGGCCGCGGCGGGGGAGAAGCAGGAGGAGGUAAAAGAAGAGGAGGAUGUAAAAGAAGUGGAUGAGGAGGUGAAAGCAGUGAAGGAGGAUGUAAAAGAAGUGGAUGAGGAGGUGAAAGAAGUGAAAGAGGAGGUGAAUGAAGAAAAGGAGGAGGUGAAUGAAGAAAAGGAGGAGGUGAACGAGGAAGUGAGUGAAAUGAAAGAGGAGGUGAAUGAAGAAAAAGAAGAGAUGACUGAAGUGAAGGAGGUGAUAGAAGAGAACGGAAAGGUGAAUGAAGAGAAGGAGGUUACGGAAGAGAAGGAAGAGGUAAAAGAAGUGAAAGUAGAGGUGAAUGAAGUGGGUGAGGAAGUAAAUGAAGUGAAAGAGGAGGUAAAUGAAGCGAAGGAGGAGGUGAUAGAAAAGAAGGAAGAGAUGACUGAAGUGAAGGAGGUGAAAGAAGAGAAUGAAGAGGUAAAAGAAGUGCAUGAAGAGGUGAUAGAAGAGAAGGAAGAAGCUAACGAAAUAGCGAUGGACGCAAAAGAGUUGAAGGAAGAAGCUAACGAAAUAGCGACGGACGCAAAAGAGUUGAAGGAAGAAGCUAACGAAAUAGCGACGGACGCAAAAGAGUUGAAGGAAGAAGCUAACGAAAUAGCGACGGACGCAAAAGAGGAGAAGGAAGAAGCUAACGAAAUAGCGACGGACGCAAAAGAGGAGAAGGAAGAAGCUCAUGCAAUGGCGACGGACGCCAAAGAGCUGGCCGACGAGAACGGGGACGUGGCAGCGGAAGAGCCAUUUGAACUGAGCAAAUUCAUCGUAAAGACCAGGUACUCUGAGGAGCAGCUGCGGCUUUUCUCCCUAAUCGGGGACGCAGAGAACUAUGGAAAGAUAAAAAUGACGAGCUUCUCAGAGUACGACUCGGAAGAGGAAAGUGACGAAGACUCUGUGUAUUCUACAUCGAAAAAUUACAGCACUUUGAGCGACACCAAUGUAAGUGAUAAGGAAGAUGAAUCGAAUCGUAACAGCACUGCAAACAUGAGUGAUAUAAAUAACCACUUUGAUAAAAUAAAUUUGGAGAAUGAAAAAAAUUCUUUUGUAAAAGAAAUAUCAUUAUUAUGCAAAGAAGCAAUUGAAAAACCACAGCAUAUGAGUCACAAAAUUUUGGAAAUGAAAAGCUUCAGACUUUCCCUAAAUUACACAGACUUAGAUGUUAUCAUUUCAUUUUUCCCUAUCGUUUGGGAUUUCAUUAACAGCAUGGAGUUUGAUAAAGACACAUGGGUGGAAAAUUUUGACGAGGCAAAAUUGGACUUGCUAUUUUCGUCCUUCCUUCUGGACGAUCAGUUAUACUACGAGACCAUCUACGGUUUGAUUUUAGAUUUUUCCAAAAAGGAGUUCCUCGCCAAUGACGUCAAAAAUAACGUGUACGGCUCGGAGAAGUUGUGCGCCGCCUUUGAGUACAUUUACCACUCGGACAUUUUUGAGUUCAACUAUUUUAAUGAAUGGAUCAGCAAAAACGAAGAGGACGAGUACUUGGCGAACAACAAGCGGCUGAAGGCCUUCGCGGAGUGGCUCGCAGAGGAGUAA